AUGUCAUAGUCAAGAGGAUCGAAAUAAAGACCAAUAAAGAAUCAAAUCAUUUCUCAGGAAUCUUCUUACGGUUAGCAAAAUCAGAGCAAAGCAGAUAAAACGACUCCAAGGUCUGUAACUUCUAGAAAGGUUAUCAAUCAAAAUCCAUUAUCUUCCUCUAAAUCUGUAAAGCAUUUAAAGAGAAAGGCUAUAUCACCCUCAAGUCAUAGUGAGAGUAGUUUCGAUAACAUGAGUUAGAGCAGAAAAUCAAUUUAAAGAGAUAAAAAAUCGAUUGGAUCCCUGUCUUUCAGGUCUAAAAUGAAUGCAGACAGUAUUAUUUAAAAGCAUUAUUAAAGUAUGGAGGACUUUAAUGUCAAAAAGUAGAUAAUGAUAGAUGGACCUGGAAAAAUAUUAUAAAGAUAACUUGAUCUGUUGAAACAUCAGUACAACAGAAGAAAGGCAAGACUUGAGUCUUUAUAUCAGGAAUUGAUGGUAAUAGAGCAAGCUAAUCUAGCUAGAGAGCGUUUCAAGUAUCUUGAAGAGAAAGAAGCACAAAGAAUUAUAUCACUCAAAGAUAUUUAAGAGCUUACGGAAGAGGAGUUGGAAAAGAAGCAUACCAAUUUAGCAGAUGAAUUCAACAAAUUGCAUAUUCAAAUUGAUAUAUAAGAAUCUGAUAAGGAUUAAUUAAUUGCAAUGAGAUCGAGACUCAAACAGUAAAUAUUCUUUGAUAAAUAAAAGCAGAUUAAGAUUGAAGAUAAAGUUAUCCAUUCUGAGAAAAUGUCUGCAGAUAUACCAAGACUCGAGCUGAUGAAUAAGUAUAGAAUUUUGGCUACAGAUUAAUCAAUUUUAUUUGUGAGAUCUGAAUUAGAAGCCAAGUCUUAAAAUCGAUCAUAGAUUCUUUACAAAAAUCAUCUUGCCCUUGACAACGAAUCAAACUAAGUCAAAAAAAUGCAAGAAGAUUUCUACAAUGUCGUAACUAAAAAAGAGUAUAUGUAAAGAAAGCUAGAGAAACUAAAAAAGAAAAACAGAGAAGAAGAACUAAGCUUUAAUCAAUUCAUUUAGAACUAUGAGCAACGUGAAAAGGAAAGAGUCUAGAUUGUAAGACUUUAUUGUCUUUUAUAUCUAAGAGAGACAGUUAUUGGAAUUAGAACACAUAGUAAUGUCUAAGCCAGUAUGUCUAAUUUAGUGAGUAUUGAUGUUGAAGCAUUUAAGGAGAUGAAAGAAAUGUACAUCAGUAAAUAGCAACUUGAUAAGAAAAUUGAUAAAAGGUUGGAGCUUCUUAAUUCAAUUAAAAACGAUAAAUUAAUGACUAAAAGUAGAUCAAUUACAAAGAGAGCGACUUUGAUGAUUGAUUAGAACAGUUCAUUCCAAAAGUUUAGUUAAAUUUAGCCUGGUUAAAAUCAUCAAGCCAGCCCUUAUUAAUCAAUAUUCAGGCUAUCAAGUCUCAGGAAAAGAAAUUCAAGCAAUGACUCUUCAAGCAAACUAAAUUCAUCAGAAUUGAGUCAUUAAAAGGACGGAUUAAAUGUGCUUUAAACUUAAUUAAGUGGAUAGUAAAUCUUUGAAAUGCUUUUUAAGCAAAGUGAUGAACUUACGUACUACCAAGAGUUAUUUUGGAUCAUUGAACGACAUGGCUUCUUGAAAUUUGAUGAUAAGGAGUUAGUCCAUUUAAUCGAUAAAAGGAAUGUGUAUUUAGAAUCAAUUUCUAAGCUUUACAAUGACUUAGCAUUAGUCAACAAAAUGAAGGUAAAAGAAUAUGAAAAUUUGGUGGCAGAACUAGAAUAGGCUGAAUUGAACAGGCAAGAAAUAGAAGUAUCAAAUCCUCAUAAAAUUAAGAAAUAAUCAACUUUGAAUCAACAUUAACCUAGAAAGUUAACUUACUUUGAACUUAAGAAUAAACUUGAAUUAGUGAGAAUCGAAAUAGAUUAGUAAAAGGAUAGAAUCAGUUAUAAUAUGAAGUUUAUCAAUCAGAUGGAAGCAAACACGAUUGAGCUGAUGAGAAAAGUAACUUUCAAAGUUAAGGUUAUUGAUUAAAUGAGUAUUUCAUUACAAGAAGGUUAAUCUCCAUAGAUAGAGAGGUAACCAUCAGACAUUAUAAUUGGUAGCAAUAAUGACAAGCUCUCUAUCAUAUCUCCUAACACGCUGGUGAAUCUACUUUAAAAUAAAAACAUAAUUAUUCCAGAUGGUUUGCAAGUCUAAGAUUCAAUCAUCGUAAAUAACAAGGAACUAGUUGAAAUGGUCAAUAUUUUUGAAGAUAAUUACUGGAUAUAGCCUGAAAAAGUUGAAUAACGAUAUUACUAAAAGAAGAGUCCGUAGAAGAUUUUGAAAAGAGACCUCUCAAAAUCUAGAAGUUAGAAAUUUAGAUUUAAGAGUAAAACUCUUAAGAAGAGGCAAAAAGCAAAUAAUGAUGAUAAUUCAUCCUAUGGUUAUGGAUCUAUAGAAUAGAGUACAAUUGGAGAAAAUAUUUCACGUAUUGCCUCUUAGGAGAGGAUAUCAAAUUCAAGUUUAAAAUAGACUCCAGGUAAGGUGAAAUUAGAUACAGAAAUAAGAGUGGAAGAGAGCCCUAAUCAUUAGUAGGAAUAAUAAAACUAUUUAUUGAAUAGUGAAACUUAAAAGAAAUUUUUGAGAGGAGUUGUUCGAAAGUAUAAGUUUUUCUUCUUGUUUGCCUAUAUCAUGAAAUUCUUAAAGAUAAUAAAGCAAAGCUCAAUUAAAAGUAAUGUCCCUAUUAUUAAUCCCAUUUAUAGUAAGGUUACAGCUUAAAGAAUUUGA
This is a messenger RNA of Stylonychia lemnae, 2745 nucleotides long. The record is from the annotation of a GenBank genome assembly. NCBI's taxonomy places the organism in Eukaryota, Ciliophora, Spirotrichea, Sporadotrichida, Oxytrichidae.